Messenger RNA from Oryctolagus cuniculus (rabbit), 1979 nucleotides. RefSeq names its product E2F transcription factor 4 (gene E2F4). Gene Ontology annotation, molecular function: protein dimerization activity; DNA-binding transcription factor activity, RNA polymerase II-specific; RNA polymerase II cis-regulatory region sequence-specific DNA binding. The record is from RefSeq and is a predicted model, not a curated record. Gene Ontology annotation, biological process: regulation of transcription by RNA polymerase II. Gene Ontology annotation, cellular component: RNA polymerase II transcription regulator complex. Lineage: Eukaryota; Metazoa; Chordata; Mammalia; Lagomorpha; Leporidae.
CGGGCGCGAUGGCGGAGGCCGGGCCGCAGGCGCCGCCGCCCCCGGGCACCCCAAGCCGGCAUGAGAAGAGCCUGGGGCUUCUUACCACCAAGUUCGUGUCACUUCUGCAGGAGGCCAAGGACGGCGUGCUUGACCUCAAGCUGGCAGCUGACACCCUAGCUGUGCGCCAGAAGCGGCGGAUUUAUGACAUUACCAACGUGUUGGAAGGUAUUGGGCUGAUUGAGAAGAAAUCCAAGAACAGCAUCCAGUGGAAGGGCGUGGGGCCUGGCUGCAACACCCGGGAGAUUGCCGACAAGCUGAUCGAGCUCAAGGCAGAGAUCGAGGAGCUGCAGCAGCGGGAGCAGGAGCUGGACCAGCACAAGGUGUGGGUGCAGCAGAGCAUCCGGAACGUCACGGAGGACGUGCAGAACAGCUGCUUGGCCUACGUGACUCAUGAGGACAUCUGCAGAUGCUUUGCUGGAGACACCCUCCUGGCCAUCCGAGCCCCGUCGGGCACCAGCCUGGAGGUGCCCAUCCCAGAGGGUCUCAAUGGGCAGAAGAAGUACCAGAUUCACUUGAAGAGUGUGAGUGGCCCCAUCGAGGUACUGCUAGUGAAUAAGGAGGCGUGGAGCUCCCCACCCGUGGCUGUGCCCGUGCCGCCACCUGAAGAUCUGCUCCAGAGUCCACCUGCUCUUUCUACCCCUCCGCCUCUGCCCAAGCCUGCCCCAGCCCAGCCCCAGGAAGCCUCACGGCCAAGCAGUCCCCAGCUGACCGCCCCUGCCCCUGUCUCGGGCAGCACCGACAUUCAGGGGGUGGCCGACCCAGCAGCUGAGAUCACAGUGAGUGGUGGCCCUGGAACUGAGAGCAAGGACAGUGGUGAGCUCAGCUCCCUCCCCCUGGGCCCGACGACGCUGGACACCCGGCCACUACAGUCCUCUGCCCUGCUGGACAGCAGCAGCAGCAGCAGCACCAGCAGCACCAGCAGUUCGUCCGCACUCAACCCUUCUACCUCCUUUGAGCCUAUCAAGGCAGACCCCACAGGCGUUCUGGAACUCCCUAAAGAGCUGUCAGAGAUCUUCGAUCCCACACGAGAGUGCAUGAGCUCAGAGCUGCUGGAGGAGUUGAUGUCCUCAGAAGUGUUUGCCCCCCUCCUCCGUCUUUCUCCGCCCCCUGGAGACCACGAUUACAUCUACAACCUGGACGAGAGUGAAGGUGUCUGUGACCUCUUUGAUGUGCCUGUUCUCAACCUCUGACUGACAAGGGACAUGCUGUGUGUGGCUGGGACCCAGACUCUCUGACCUGGGGACCCCCUCCCCCCACCCCUGCAUAGCUUGAGAGCCACAGACGCCUGGCUUCCCAGCCCGCCCUCACUGCGGUUUUGGCCACAACUCCCACUCUUGUAUUGGCACUUGUACUGUGCUACAGAGCAGGAGAAAGGGGCUCUGCCCCCUCCACCGUGGAGCCAAAGUGCUCACCUGUCCUUUCUUGGAGCCUUCCCGAGCCCAGGCUCCACUGCCACCCAGUGGCGCAGGCCUGCCUUCCCCUCCCCCAGGGCACCUUGUCCAGCCCCUCCCCCCUAGGAGGGAAGCAGGGGUGGAACUGGAUACCAGCACCACUCCCAGCUUCCUCUGCUGCUUCCUGCCCUGACCCCCCAGCUCCUCGUGGACCUCUUACAUGCCCCCUUCCUGCUGGGCCCCAAGCCCUAGCCCUGAGAAGCUGCAGGUGAGGGUGGGGGUGCUAACGAGAAGGAACAGAGGUCUCUUGCUAGGAGUCUGAGUGGGUAGGUCCCUGAGGAUUGGCCCAACCUCCUGCUGUCCCAUAGCCUCCCCUUCACUUCCAUUUAUUCAUUUUCCCUCAUUUAGAGCCAUUUGCAGAGAUUUAGAAAGAUUUACAGUGACGAAUGGAUUCCUAUAUAAAGAUUAUUUUUAUACUUUUUGCAGCAAAAGGAAAUUGUAAUAUUUGUACAGUGUCCAAGUGAAUAAAGACCAUGCCUAAGGCUA